CUCCCCCAUUCGCAGUUACUGAAUUUCAUUAGCCUAUAAUUCGCCUGAUAUUUACAGCGUGGGAGUGCUGUCACCCCCGUCGUCCAGCUCUGAUAAGCGUGACGUGAGAGCUCCAUUCUUAUUCAACCUUGCGGCCCAGCUGGUAACUAGGCUGGGUUGAGUUCAACCGUUGCCCGUCGCGAGCGGCUGCCAUAUUUUUUUUGCUGAGCGGUGAUACCUUCAACCGCUAUUCAUUCAUUUACCUCCUGAACCUCUUGCUACUGUAUACCUCCUCGAGUCAACAGUAAGUGUCUUGUCACCUGCGACAGGACUCACUGACUGUAUACUGUGUUUGCUACUUCUGUGACUAACGGAGUCUCUCUACUUGACUUUUAGUCCUUCGGCGGCCGACUACCGCUCUUUGAGAGACACUUGCAUUCCUGCGUUCUUCGCCCAACCCUCACCGCUUGAACUGUAUACCCAGAUCAAUUGAGCAAAAUGGGUGACGCUUUGGACCAUCUCGCCAACCGCACCAAGCUGGAAUGGCAGUGCAACCUCAACAUCGACUACUUGCCCAAGAAGAAUCACCGACGGACCAGUAUCAUUUGCACCAUUGGUCCCAAGACCAAUUCUGCUGACAAGAUUACUAUGCUGAGGAAGGCUGGUCUCAAUGUUGUCCGCAUGAACUUCUCCCACGGCUCUUAUGAGUACCACCAAUCUGUCAUUGACAACACCAGAAAGUCGGCCAAAGACUACCCAGGUCGGCCCGUUGCCAUCGCCCUCGACACCAAAGGACCAGAGAUCCGAACAGGAAACACCCCUGGGGACGCGGACAUUUCCAUCAAGGCAGGCCUUGAGCUGAACAUCACGACUGACGACAAAUAUCAGACCGCCAGCGACGACAAGAAUCUAUACGUCGACUACAAGAACAUCACCAAGGUGAUUGAUGUCGGCAAGUUGAUCUACGUCGACGACGGCAUUCAAUCCUUUGAAGUCACCAAGAUAAUCGAUGACAAGACUCUUCGUGUGCGAGCGCUCAACGAUGGACAGAUCUCCUCCAGGAAGGGGGUCAACCUCCCUGGCACAGACGUCGAUCUUCCCCCCUUGUCCAAGAAGGAUAUUGCCGACCUGGAGUUUGGUGUCAAGAACGGCGUCGACAUGAUCUUUGCCUCCUUCAUCCGACGAGGAGAUGAUAUCAAGCAUAUUCGACGGGUCCUGGGCGACAAAGGCAAGGAGAUCCAGAUCAUUGCGAAGAUUGAGAACCAGCAGGGAAUGAACAACUUCGACGAGAUUCUCGCCGAGACUGACGGUGUCAUGGUUGCACGUGGUGACUUGGGCAUUGAGAUUCCGGCCGCAAAGGUCUUCAUUGCCCAAAAGAUGAUGAUCGCCAAGUGUAACAUGAAGGGCAAACCCGUCAUUUGUGCGACACAGAUGUUGGAGUCCAUGACCAAGAAUCCUCGCCCUACCCGAGCCGAAGUUUCUGACGUUGCCAAUGCUGUUCUCGAUGGAGCCGACUGUGUGAUGCUGUCUGGUGAAACUGCCAAAGGCGACUAUCCCAAGGAAGCCGUCGCCAUGAUGCACGAAACAUGCUUGUUGGCCGAGGUUGCAAUCCCCUACGCCAACGUGUUUGACGAGUUGAGGACAAGCUGCCCUCGUCCUAUUGAGACGGUGGAAUCCAUUGCGAUUUCUGCUGUGGGCGCAAGCAUGGAACUGAACGCCGGUGCCAUUCUUGUAUUGACAACCAGUGGUUCUUCGGCACGCCUCCUCUCCAAAUACCGACCAGUGUGCCCUAUCAUCAUGGUGACACGCAACGCCAUUGCUUCACGCUAUGCUCACCUGUACCGUGGAGUGUAUCCAUUCCUAUUCCCGGAACCGAAGCCCGACUUCCGAGGAGUCGACUGGCAACAGGAUGUGGACAGACGAUUGAAAUGGGGCAUUGCUUCGGCGAUCAAGCUUGGUGUUCUGGCCAAAGGCGACAGCGUGGUUUGCGUUCAGGGCUGGAGAGGUGGCCAAGGUCACACCAACACCAUUCGUGUUGUACCUGCGGAGGAAGACUUGGGUCUCAAGGACUGACUAACCGUCGAUGACUUCUUCACCGCACUAGGGAGACCAAUGCCAGUCAUGUCGUCGUUUACUCCGCCGCAGUCUCCGACGCGGGGAAUGAGGCGAUUUUGAGCACAUGCUGGAACGGGAAAGCAAAGCUGGGAUUGCCGACCGGACAAUAGAUGAAAGCAAAGAAAAGGAAAGGGUUUAUUGUCCACAAGUCACUCGAUGUCGAAAUGCCCGGCAGGAUUCAGUGUUUGCAUCGAGCUCGAAGGGAGAAUGAAGAAGGCUACUAUCUUUUAUGGACUGCCGGUUCGAUUAUUCGCUACGAAAAUGAAAUAUGAUUAUUCCCCCAGCACGUGCCGAGCGCGAGUGCCACGCGGUGACGAAGAAGGUACCAAGGUCUAUAAUCAUCCCGGAACAGAGGGAGAGGCUAUGUACUGGCGGUCAGCAGCAAUGGCGGGACAGGGGGGAUCAGGAGCAAUAGUUCCAAGUAGUACGGAGUAGUCAACGAGGGCCAUGGCUCCCAUGAGGCGAAAAGCUUGGUGGACGUUAAGCAU
Molecule: messenger RNA, 2582 nt
Organism: Cladophialophora immunda
Lineage: Eukaryota; Fungi; Ascomycota; Eurotiomycetes; Chaetothyriales; Herpotrichiellaceae
Product: pyruvate kinase
Exons: 7
Coding region: 478-2052 (524 amino acids)
Biological process (GO): glycolytic process
Cellular component (GO): cytoplasm
Molecular function (GO): potassium ion binding; pyruvate kinase activity; magnesium ion binding
Source: RefSeq, a predicted model, not a curated record